AUGGGUCCCGAAAUAAUUUCCGUCAUCGAGCGGCAUCUUGGCCAUCUGGUUGAUGGAAUGAUGUGCUCACAAUGCUUUGCUAUCAUAAUGCAAGAAAUGUCUAAUGAUAGUGUUCUUGCACACGGAGAUCAUGAACUCAGCGUUGCCAUGAUAGCAAUGUUUAUGUUAGGUGUAGGACAUCUUUGUUUAGGACGUGUGCUCACUCGAUUCCCGAGGGUGCAGAAAGGCAAUAUAUUGCUGAAACAAUUGCUCCAAGAGAGAUACCAGAGGGUGCCUUAA
This is a messenger RNA of Parnassius mnemosyne (clouded apollo), 279 nucleotides long. The record is from the annotation of a GenBank genome assembly. NCBI's taxonomy places the organism in Eukaryota, Metazoa, Arthropoda, Insecta, Lepidoptera, Papilionidae.